AGUUUAGGGUUUUGUUUGAAUAUGUUCGAGACACUUACGAGUCAAAAGUGAAUGGUAUUCGAUUCAACCUCGCAAACUGAGCUCAACGCUUCAACGCUGUUAGCUCAAUAAGGAAUUAUCAAAUGAUAAUGAAAUACUCCAAACACAUGAUUGAUUCAGGCGUCAGCAUAAGCGGGGGAGGGUGUGGGCGAUUGUCCGUUCACGACUCACGUCAAGACGAGAGUCGUUUGCUGCUUAAUCAAUGUUUAGUGUUUACUUGUUAUUUACAUGCGACUUACAGUCUUGAGUUAGUACACUCGCACAUUCCAUACAAGUCGGUCGACGGCGGUUUGUGAUAUAGUGUUGAGAGGCAAGAUUCGUGAAGUGCAGUUAAUGUGAAACUUCAUUUUGUUGAUGUUUGCAUGUAUGUUUCAAGUGCGUUGGCGUGAGACAGAUGUUUACAUAAGCUACUAUGAAAUAAAAUGAAACUUAGAUCUUGCGGCAAAGCUCUAGAGGAGGUGCGUUUGCUUCUGUAUAAAGAGAGUGAGAGGAGUGGAAGAAAAGUGCUUUUUGAUUCUACAACAAUAGAAAAAUUACCAGCUACCAAUGAUGACAAACCUGACUAUGGGAAAACAAAUAGAUUCCCAUGUAUUGUGGAGGUGUCAGAGGGGUUCUCUUACUUGUACAAGGGUCCGGCGAGCGACGCAGGAACCCUCGGUGAGAUGAUAUUCGGCGCCGUCGCUAUGAACUGCAAAAGCGUCUCCUUGAAGAUACACAUUAUGAACGACCCCAAAAGAUUGAUGUGCACGAAAGUGUUUGGCGUGCCAACGUCGCGACGGAUAAGUCACAUGGACCGCAGAACGGACGCAAACAGCUUCUCCAGCGUUGGGAUGGAGGCGUCUUCUCCACUCAACGUUCCGCUGGCCGACGGAGUCUCUAUGAGCUUCUCGAUAGAUAGGAAUGAUUCAGGAUUCUAUGGAGGUCAAUCGUGUAGUACAAUAGGAUCAACCGUGGACUUGUACACAAUGUUCGAUGCUUGGGACGGCAACGUGCAUGAGGGAUAUUCUUUUACUUCCACGGAUCGCAUGAGCUCGUCAAGUAGCGACAGUGGGCAUCGUCGAGCUCUGCAGAGCAUGGCAACUAGAUUCGAUCUCACACCGAACUCUUCGUCCGCGAGAGUGCCCACCAUGUCUACUGUGUCUGGCGGGGACUCACAGGUAUACACCAGCAGUUCAACAAAUGGCACAAGUGACAGUCUCACCAGUUCAUCAUCGGUCGCUGCCAGGCGCAGCAAGCUGGGGUUAGCUCUUCUCAUCACAGUUGAUCAGUCUGCGGAUAUGGACGUGAUCCGUCACUGCGUGGAACAUUCCAGUCAGCUCCAGUCUCUGUUGUGUCGACUUCGGUUGGCGACCCUCACGGCUGGCUCGGGCACUAAGUUCGUGUCCACGUUAUGCAAGGCGACCAGUGAUGCCGCGAAGUGGUUGUCAGACCUCAUGUUCGGGAGCCACGUUCAGCCGAUGUGGCUUCGCAUGGUGUCAAGUGAGCCUUACCGUGACGGACUCGCCGAAACCCUGCUGGCAGACAUGUGCUCAGUCAUCCACGUCGGAGACGCAAAGACUACUAACUUUUUUAUCAGCACUCUCCUGACCCACGUUCUGACGUAUCAUCUGGGAUGGGUCACUACCGUCAGUCCGUACGACUCUGUAGAUUUAUCAAAAGUACCAACAGAGAAAGACCAGCGUAAACCGUAUAAUGCACUGUGGGCCCAGUUGGCAGAUUUAUGUGGCAGCAUUGGAAAUCCGACGCGAACAGCCAAGACCAUCAUAUGUGGAUCUAACAACACGCUGUUCGUGAAGAGACUGCUGACAGUGUUAACGUAUUUUGUGCGAUGUGGUGAUGUCAAGAGGAACAAUUUUAUUUAUGAGGACUGCUUGCAAAAUGAAGUUGUUUGUGUUAAACAAAGUGAAAAUAAAAGUGUUGAAACUGUGUCUAGCUCAGAAAGUACAAUCAAAAGCAAAUCAACUGUAAAUUUAAGUGUUGAUGAGAACAACGUAAGUGAUGCCUUUAUGGAUAGGUUAAACGUUCCAUCCGUUGUUAAAGUAUCAAGUAGUCCAAUUAGUAGAAUUAGUGGUGAAGCAAAAGGGCUGGGUCUCAAAAAAACAAGUACAGUCACAAACCUUGACCAAACGCUCUCUAAAACUAAUUUUUCAGUUGACUCUAAUGAAGGUGUUAGCAAAUUGAGAAGAAUCCCAUCAAAAAUGUUCUCUGUGAAGGAUUUCGUUGAUUCAAAUGACGAAUUAUCUGCAUCAGAAUCGGAACUGGAGAAUAAAGUCGUCUUUACACUCGGUGAUGAUGAUAAGCUAGUGGGAUUAAAGAAUAAAUCGAAUGGUGGCAAAAGUGUUAAGAAGUCAUCGAAAGUGCAGCAAACUGAUAUAAAACCUCCAGAGAAUGAGCUUGUAAAGUCAGAUUGUGAUAAUUGCAAUAAAGAAGAUUCAAACGUGAGCCCAACUAAAUGCUGUAGUCAAACACUUCAACAUUCCAAACCCAUUAAACAUUCCGGUUUUAAAUUCGAGUUCGAUAAGUAUCCGCAGAUAGUAACAAAUUACAUGAAGAGUAAGAAUUUAGAAAUAUUAGAUAGGCAUUACCUAGGCAAGCCGGGUAACCUUAAGUUAGAUAAUUUUCAAUUUGAUCCCACUGUCGUGCCACCGAUACAAGAGGAGAGAUGCGAGACUUGUUAUAAAUGCCAAAUGAUGGACCUUAUGUUGCAAACGCCGACGAACGCUUCAGAAAUGGAAUACAUGAAUGAUAUGCCGCGGCAAGUAGAGCCCCAGUACGCAAAGGAGAGUAUAGUCGAGGAGCCGCAGAAACAUCGAGAACUUUCUCCGAAGACAUUUGUUAGAAAAAGAAAAGAUAACACAGUUGUUGUCAAUGUGAAGAAGAAAGCCGAUAGCAAAGCUGAAAAUCGUAACACUGAUGGAUUAGAUAAAUGUGAAGUGAAAAAAGUUAUCGAGUUGCCAUUUCCGAAGAUAUCGCUGACGCCCAUGUUGCAAGAGAAGGCUGGAUAUGAUUCGUCAUUGAUAGGCGGGAUCUCGGAUCACUAUGUACCUGAUUUAAUUUUACAAGGGACCUUGUUAAGUCCAAAGUAUUGGGAGGCUGACUUGAGAAGAGAUUUAGACUUAACUUCGUAUCUGAACAAAACAUUGGAUUCGCCAACGCAAGCGGUCGCCAUAGUCGGUGAUGUUAGUAACUGGCAGGUCCGGAUUGUAGGUCGUGAUUGCGGUACCGGAGGCUUGUCGCCGCGCAUCGGCGGAAUGCUUGACGCUUUGCCCGCGAUGAGAUCCGCUAAAGUGCCAGCACACGAGUGCUUUUUAUUCCUGGAGAGUAAACUCCGGGAGCUGUGCGUGCUGUCGAUGACCUUGGCGGAGCUGCUGAUGUCGGGAGAGUUGUACGACAUGGCCUCGCUCACGGCCUCGCUCCAGGUCGACGUCAACGACGUGCCACUGUUGCUAGCCGUGGCCAGCACGCACACUCCGCAACUGGCAGCCAGAUACGGCGUCACGUACACGUAGUGGAGUGCGAGAUAAUCGAUACGCCAUGCCCAUUACAAUUUUUUUUUUAUGAUAAUAAGGGACGAAACGAGCAGAACGUUCAGCUGAUGGUAAUUGAUACGCCCUGCCCAUUAAAAUGCAGUGCCGCUCAGGAUUUUUGAAAAACUCAAAAAUUCUGAGCGGCACCACAAUUGCGCUCGUCACCUUGAGACAUAAGAUGUUAAGUCUCAUUUGCCCAGUAAUAUCACUAGCUACGACGCCCUUCAGACCGAAUCACAGUAAUGCUUACACAUUACUGCUUCACGGCAGAAAUAGGCGCCGUUGUGGUACCCAUAAUCUAAGCGGCAUCCGUUGCAAAGGAGCCUCCCACUGGUAAAAUACAAAACCAAUCAGGAUUCUAGAAAACCCAAAAACUCUGAGCGGCACAACAAUUAGACGUAGUUCCUGAAAAGCGUUCCAAGCCACAAACAUCACAUUUUAAGGAAUCCGUGUUUAAAGUUUUAUCAAUAUUAGUGUAUUCCAUGCAUGUGGGUUGGGCUACUAAGUCAUGAUGUCGUUUAAAGUGUGACAGUAGGGCUGCCAUUUUGUGUCAGUCCGUUAAUAUGAAUCACGUAUCCAGUUUUGUGUUUUUAACUCAAUUUCGACAUGAUUGUGGUUUAGAGCGUUUUUCUGGAAUUGCGUCCAAUUACGCUCGUCUCCUUGAGACAUAAGAUGUCAAGUCUCAUUUGCCCAGUAAUUUCAUUAGCUACGGCGUUCUCAUCCCAAAACACAAUAAUGCUUACACAUUACUGUUUCACGGCCAAAAAAGGCGCCGUUGUGGCAUCCUGUGCAGAGUAAGAGAAAUUAAAGCUAUUUUAGUAUUAUAGACAUACAACCAAAUAAGUCAUAAAUUAUCACUUUCAAACUAUUAUAUUAUUCUUUACGUCACUUUACUGAUACUUUGAAAAAAAAAAGAAAACAACAUGGCGCGUAACCGAAAAUCGUGACCACAUUGUUAUAAAAUUUCUCUCAUAUGUCAAUAAACAAGUUUCACUUCAGUUACGACAACACUAAUACGUAGAUUACGGCAACUUUUAUACUUAAAUGACGGCAGCACGGAAAUUGAUUUGGUUUUCAUACAAAUUUUGUUACAUAAUCUGUGAUUUUCUUAAAAUAUUUAUUAUAAUAUAAUAGAAUAUGUAUUAAACGGAAUUAAAUGCUACCACAUGUUAUUAUCUAUAUAGCUUUGAGCAUUUAACUGACUGAAAAAGGUAUUGAAUGCGUUUCAAUGCCGUCUUCAGUUUUUGUUAUUUUUUUAUGAUGAUGUCAAGUUGACACUGACAACUACAAAAACGUUCUUUACAAUGUAUUUAGAAUUUAAAGACCUUUUCUCUUUGUAAAUUCCAUGUCAUUGUCAAACACCAUUAGCUAUUAUUCGUUCAGUUCGUGUAGUGUCUUCUAUUGGUUAAUUACUUUAAAUAUGUGGUCAUUCUGUGUAAUAUAAUUAUUGUUAACUCACGGAGUUGUAUGUUUGGCUAUUACAGUUCAUCAUUGUUAAAUAAUUGGGGCGUUCUACGGUGAAGCGGUUUGGUAAAAUAAAUGUUGAUGUUUCCGAUACUAGUUAAAUUCGAUUAAUCGUAUUAUCAUAUAGUAUUUAUUUUUUAUUUUAUUAUUAUAUUUAAGAAACAAAAUUUUAAUCACCCCUACGUGGUCGCUUGAGACGACACGAAGUAGGUGUCAGUGCUUACGCUAGCACGCGGCUACGAGAUUUCUUACAGGAUGUUUCGAAAUGAUGUUAUGGAACAUUUAUUUAUUUAAGUGAAUUAUGUAUUUUUUUUUAUCAUUACGGUUAAGUAGUUCUAUCCUUGUGUUAUCCUGUAUAUGUCCCCGGCCCAGUUACACAAGACUACCUUAGCUAAGUAUGCACAUCUUCAAACCCAAGUAUUAAGUGCCAAAUUACAUAAUCGAAUAUAAAUCAAAUUGCAAACAUCUUUUACCCGCCCUCCCGAAUGCCCCAAUUGUCAAAGGAUGGUUAUGUUAAAUAUUUACCGUAUAUUUAUUUAAAUGUUAUUUAUAUAUCAUUUUCAAAUUCUAUUUAAAAUAAAAAAAAAACUAAUAUUCCAAUUCAAUUCAAUAAUCUUAUUAUGAUGUCUAUAAUCUAUAAAGUCAGCCAUCUAAAUGCACCAGUUAAAAGAGAUGUAGGUAUUACGAUUAAAAAAAAAACAAUGCCAUUCUAUUUACAUCAAAUAAUGGAAAUUAAAUUUCGAAAUUGAAAAUAAAUUUUAUUGAAAUAUUUGAAUUAAGUUGUGCUACGCAAAUAUUUGAAUGAAAUUGUGUGUAAAGAUAUCAUUUCAAACGCACCUUUUCUUAGGACAUAUAUUAUAAUAGGAUGUCUCAUACACAUGUCUAGUAUGCGUGCUUAAACUCGUGUAUUCAUUCUACAUAUGUCAUAUGUCAUCGUUAAAACUGGAAUGGCUCAAAAAUAGCCUGUGUUGUUUACUAAAUAUUAUUACCUAUACCACCGUUAGUAGUUUUGGCUAUUUCAGAAAAUCACUGAUUAUUUGGCAAUUUAUAUCUAGUUUCUUAGGUAAUUUAUACGCCAAGAUACUGUGCCAGCUGUUAACAAGUUGAAAAAAAUAGCGGCGAACUGUAAGCUUCUAUUUUACGCAGCAAACGCACGCACACUGAAACAAAGUGAAUGACCACAUACACUGACCUUUAUAAAUACAACUGGACAGGUUGUUCCAUAUGUUUGACAGCAAAUUUUUUGUGCCUAUUUGAAGCGCCACUUGCGAGCGCCCAGAGAACUAAUUUUGACGUAUAAUACAAAUGGCUGCGAAGGAACGAACAGUACUAUGAAGUAUUUUUGCGUUUUGAAUUAAUUUCGUUCAUUAUCCAUGUUAUUUAUACUUCAAUAAAUAACGUAAUAAAGUACACAUUUUUUUAAUAAUAGUUUUCCACCAUUUAUCGAUGUUUGCCGAGGUUUUCAUCACUAGUUUUAGUACCGCAGACUCUCGCUACAUGGCCAACAGCGCCAAAAUGGCGAAUAUCAAGCAGGCACAAAAGGACUUUGACAGCCGCCAGUCCAGUGGUAUAUAGUAGAGGUCAGUGACCACAUAACUGUCAUGCACACUAAAGUAAUAAACCUGGCCCGUUGUCAUGCGUUGCCUAACAGCAAGAGAUUCUAUCUAUUAAAUUAUCUAAGGCAAAUUUAGUAAAAGAGGUUUUUUUCUGUUACCUAACUUAAAGCCCAAUUUGUAAGUAUUAUCGAUAUUAAAUUAUAAAAGGCGUGUAAAUACUCUUACAGUGUACCUAGCUUUAAGCGAACCGAUAUGUAUAACGUAUCUAAUUGUGAUUUAACUUUUUUUAUACUUAGUUGAAGAUUAAAUUAUUAUUUUUUUCGUAUUA
Messenger RNA from Leptidea sinapis, 6914 nucleotides. RefSeq names its product folliculin-interacting protein 2. The coding region runs from base 462 to 3548 and encodes 1028 amino acids. Gene Ontology annotation, cellular component: cytoplasm. The transcript is spliced from 13 exons. The record is from RefSeq and is a predicted model, not a curated record. Gene Ontology annotation, molecular function: protein-folding chaperone binding; ATPase inhibitor activity. Lineage: Eukaryota; Metazoa; Arthropoda; Insecta; Lepidoptera; Pieridae.